CGGUAACGAGCCCCAAAAUUUCCCCAAAUUCUCUGUCGAUCUCCGUCGCUGGCAAAAUCGCGACCUUGAUCUUUCUCAAUCAACGGUUUGUGUAAGGUCAUUUCAAUUUCCUGGUACUGAUGGCGGAACAUCUAGCUUCAAUAUUUGGCACAGAGAAGGACAGGGUCAACUGCCCCUUUUACUUCAAGAUUGGUGCUUGUCGUCACGGCGAUCGAUGCUCUCGCCUCCACAAUCGCCCAACAAUUUCCCCCACCCUCCUACUUUCCAACAUGUAUCAGCGACCGGACAUGAUAACCCCUGGUGUUGAUGCCCAAGGUCAGCCCAUUGACCCAAGAAAGAUACAAGAACAUUUUGAGGACUUCUACGAAGACAUUUUUGAGGAACUCAGCAAGUUUGGUGACAUCGAGAGCCUGAACAUCUGUGAUAACCUAGCAGAUCACAUGGUGGGAAAUGUCUAUGUCCAGUUUAGGGAGGAGGAGCAAGCAGCCGCAGCUCUCCGGGCUCUUCAAGGUCGGUUUUACUCUGGACGCCCGAUAAUUGUAGAUUUUUCCCCAGUUACUGACUUCAGGGAAGCUACCUGUCGUCAAUUUGAGGAGAAUAGUUGCAACCGAGGUGGCUAUUGUAAUUUCAUGCAUGUGAAACAAAUUGGACGGGAGCUAAGGAGGAGGUUGUUUGGGCGCUAUAGGCGGUCCCGUGGGAGCAGGAGCCGGAGCAGGAGCCCAAGUCCUUACUACAGAAGGAGCCACCGUGAUCAUGGGCAUUCUCGUGAUCGUGGGGACUACAGAGAAAAUGGGAGGAGGAGCAGUGAUCGUCACUCGAAGUAUGACAGUGAUCGAGGGGACUACCGAGACGAUGUGCGGAGGAGCAGUGAUCGCCAUGCAAAGUAUGACAGUGAUGGAGGAAGGCGGCGGCAUGAGAGUCCGGUCAGGGAAGGGAGCGAGGAAAGGAGAGCAUGAAUUCAGAUAUCCAAUAGAGGCUACAAUCCAUUAGAGUAGAUCAAUUCCUAAUCCAUGUUUCCAGAUGUGGGUGAACAGGAGUAGAAAUAGAAGAAAAAUCAACACUUCCUCUACUGAGGGAAUAUACAUCUCUCUUUAACUCGUUUACUUUUAAGAAGUAUUAUUUGUCCUUCUGUUCAUGCUUGCACUAAUUCACCAGAAAACAUCUAUAGAUGUUUUUUCUGCUUCAUUGUUUGAGUUUUGGACCUACUUCUAAGUGAUAGGUGCAGAAAACGAGCUAUUUUUUGCAUUGCUUCAUCUGAUUCUCUGACAAGGCUAUUCCUCAUUUUUUUUCAGUUCCAGAUGUGGGUGAAGAGGAGUAGAAAUAGAAGAAAAAUCAACACUUCCUCUACUGAGGGAAUAUACAUCUCUCUUUAACUCGUUUAUUCUGAGGGAAUAUACAUCUCUCUUUAACUCGUUUACUUAUAAGAAAUAUUAUUUGUUCCUUCUGUUCAUGCUUGCACUAAUUCACCAGAAAACGAGCUAUUUUUUGGACCAAUUACUUCCAUUCCUAGGUGUACACAGAACUUUUCUUUGCUUCUUUUCCUUCUUUAUGCAAUAUGCCUUGCUGAGGUUUCAGAACGUUGCAUAUUUUUAUAAAAAGUGCAUCUGAAGCGACACCAAGUGUUUUGAUUAGUUCUUUCCUAGCCAUAUAUAUCAUGUUUAUGCUUCCAAGUUCUCUUUGCUUCCAAAUUUCCUUUGGACCCACAUGAUGAAAUAUUCAAGUCUUUCAGAAGUUCAUUUUCCCGCUGGUUUAUCAAAUUGGUUGGUUUGCCAAAAAUAUGCUAUUUCUUGGUAUUUUUUUUUUGCUGAGUCUUGUCUUUUAAAAUUUGUAAUGUUCAGAAGGUGCGUGUUCAUUCCAGAUGUCUACAUUGUUGACGUGUCUGCUCCAAGUUUGUAACCCUAAGGUUUUUCUGGGCUCUGUCCAUAAAUACAUGUCCAUUAGCUAUUUCCUUGCCCAAUGUCCUAGCUGAAAGUUAUUCCAUUUGCUGUAUCCAUGUGUUGCUUUCUUUCUUCUUCGAAAAUGCUAUGUGUCACUGUACACACAUACACACACGUCAGCCUCCCCAUUCACACUAUCCUGUUCUGUAGCUAAUAUCUGGCGCCUCCUUUGCCUCCCUCUGGCCUUCUUCCAUUAUAUGCAAAAUGUGAAAGUUCGUAUAUUUUCAUUCUAAGUGGUAGACUUAGUUAUCGUUUCUGAUGAUUGACAUACCCUUUUCUCUUUGUUGUGCUAGCUAGGGGGCUUCCUGCUGUGAGCAUAUCUGAUGUCACAUGUUGCUUCCUAUGAUAACUCUCUCUAUAUGUGGUGUGCAGAAAAGUAGACAUAGAGGGAGCAUAAAGAAAGAAACAGAUGGAGUGUGUGAUAACUGAGAAGAUGACUUUUUUCCUAAGUGUUUUUUUCAAACAUCACUAGGCCAUAAUAAAAUUCACAGGUCAUUUAUAACAGGUCAUAAAUUCUAAAGUAUAUAAAGACAUUAAUCCCGCAUAACGUUGCUUUUUUGACUUUCUUGCUAAUGUUUUACUAUUGAUUUUUCGAAAAUACAAAAUGGGAAUUUAAUAUUUGUUUUAUAUGUAGCUUUCCCUUUUGGAUUUACUUAUUUACAAAUCUAUAUCUUAUACGUGACAUUUUAUUGCGCAUAUUCCUAUGAACAAAAUCAUUAAAAUAAAUCCUUUUUAUUGUUCUUUUUACCAUUUGGAUAUGUUGUGCGCUAGUUCUAUUUUAAAUCUGGUGCGCAACCCAUGUUCCUUGAAGCUUAUUAAAGAUUCAAGUUACGUAACAUUUUGUUGUGAACUGGCUCCCCUUCAAGGGGCUUUGGUCCACCAUAUUUUUAGGAAAACAUGGCUCCAAAAAUUUGUUUGGACCAAAAUAUUAUUUGUUUAUAGGUAGUGGUAGGCCCAGAAUGUGUUACUACUUGCAUCUGGGGCCUCAGUUGUGUUCAAAAUGAGAGAGCAGUAACACUUUCAUGAAAAAAAUUAAAUAAAAUAAAAAAUUGACUCGUCUUAUAAUAGGUGAUAUUCGCAAUUUAUUUGUUAAAGAUUUUAAAGGUCAAGUUAGUCAUUUAGACAUUUUUGAGAAGUGGUUUUUAGCGUGGAUUCUACAACUACAAUAAAUUGCAUUUGGACUGCACUAUAACUUAGAAAGGAACUUGGGUUUUAUAGUUUGGUUUACAGGAGCAUGUGAUGGGGUACGGGUGAUGGACUUUCUAUAAUACAAUAUUUCUAAUAUUGACAAUGCAGGAAAAUGAAAAUGUGUCAUAAUAAGUAGAUAAAAUUUAUACCACAGAUUGUCUGUCAAGAUUCCUACGUUUAUAUUUACACGGUGACUCGUUAAGCAUAAGUUGGAGAGUGGCACCUAGAAAGGCGUAAGUUUUUUCUUAGUGGCGGUCAUACACGUUGACUCAUUAAGCGAAUGUUGGAGAGUGGCACCUAGAAAGGCGUGAGUUUUUUUCUUAGUGGUGGUUAUUCCUGAUGUCCUCCAAGUUGCUCAAUGGGAUUGUGUGAAUGAUACUGACGAAUUUGGUUUAGCUGCAUAUGUUUUAGGGUUAGUUUUUAUGUAUAAGACAGGAAGAUAGGCUGUGGAGUAUCUCAGCUGGAGUGUACUUGUUACCCUUCAAUUUAUGAUGGAUUUGCUGUUACUAUGUGAGCUUACGCUAUGUGAGUAUCAUCUGAGUCUGUUGAUGAUAAUUAAUGGGUAACUUGUUUAAGUGUUCUGUUGUUUUUUGGUGAACUAUUUCUCUGUAACGGUUGGAAGCAUAGUUCCUGGUUUAUUUUGACUGUU
Asparagus officinalis (garden asparagus) is the source of this 3774-nucleotide messenger RNA. RefSeq names its product splicing factor U2af small subunit B-like. Gene Ontology annotation, molecular function: pre-mRNA 3'-splice site binding; metal ion binding. The transcript is spliced from 5 exons. Gene Ontology annotation, biological process: mRNA splicing, via spliceosome. The record is from RefSeq and is a predicted model, not a curated record. Lineage: Eukaryota; Viridiplantae; Streptophyta; Magnoliopsida; Asparagales; Asparagaceae. Bases 120 to 956 code for a protein of 278 amino acids. Gene Ontology annotation, cellular component: spliceosomal complex; U2AF complex.